This is a messenger RNA of Antechinus flavipes (yellow-footed antechinus), 803 nucleotides long. It is a transcript of the gene SPC24, whose product is annotated as SPC24 component of NDC80 kinetochore complex. The transcript has 5 exons. The record is from RefSeq and is a predicted model, not a curated record. The coding region runs from base 53 to 646 and encodes 197 amino acids. Lineage: Eukaryota; Metazoa; Chordata; Mammalia; Dasyuromorphia; Dasyuridae.
UUUGGGCGGGCUUGGGAGCGGCGGUCAUUUUUCGAUUCUUCCUGCCCUGGCCAUGGCGGUGUUUCGAGACAUGGAGGAGGUGAGCCAGGGACUGCUCAGUCUGCUCAACCCCAACCGGGCCGCGGCGCGGGUGCGGCGGCUCCUGGGGCGGCAGGAGUGGAUGAUCGAGAGGCUGCUGGACACGAAGAAGAACACCCACCGGCUCCUCUCAGAGGUCCUUUCUAUGGAGGAAGAUGUGGCCCAGAAACUUAUCGAUGAGGAAGAAACAGCACAACAUGUUGAAUCCAAGUUACAGAAAAUUGAAUCUGAGCUUCAGAAGACCAUUGAGAAGGAUGCCAGUUUAAAGACUGAUCUCCAUCUGUUGACAAAAGAGCUGGAAGAACUCAGAGAAAUGGAACAAGACCUCAUGAGGACAGAGGGAGAAAUUGAUGAAGAUUCAACUGUUGUUAUCCCUUCAGCUAUAUACCUGUCUCAACUUUAUCAUCGAGUCAGUAAAAUUGAGUGGGAUUAUGAAUGUGAACCGACUAUGAUCAAAGGCAUUCAUCAUGGCCCCAACAUUGCCCAGCCCAUUCAUUUGGACAGCACCCAGCACUCUAAGAAGUUUAUCAGUGACUAUCUCUGGAGCUUGGUGGACACACAGUGGUGACCAUCCAGAGGCCUCAUUGUGUGUGGUGGUGGGGGUGAGAAAGGGACACAUGAAGUGGGAGGGUUUAGGAUGGGUAAUUGUAAAGUUUGUUUCAACAAGACGUGGUUUCCAACAUUCCUUUAAAUUAAAUCUAUUUUUGCUUUUGCUUUGUAUAAGA